AUGAAAGUUGAGCGCAGCACCGCCGCAGCAGGCUCUGUAAUCCUGUCAAGCCGAAAAUGUUUUUCCUUCUCUUUAUGUCGCCGCAAAACCCUCCGCUCAAACCAGGCGCAGACGGAGCUCCGCAAGCAGAAACGACGGCUGCAGGCGUCCAGCAAUCGCCGCAGAGCCACCAGCUCAGAUGCGACGACAGCCGGCUACAUCCUGGAGCAGCAGUGUGAGCUUCGGGUCUGCAACGCACAGAAGAGGGCAGAUGCCCUCCAAGAUCAGAUCCGAGAUGCAGAGAAGAGGCUCCUCGAGGCAGAGUCCAGCCUUCCUCUGGAGCUUGGCCCUCACGACGAGGAGAGCUCUUGCCACACCACCGCGGGGACGCAUCUCCACUCGAUCUGCCGGGAUCAGUUUCUGAGCAACGAGGAGCGGUUGGCUCUCAAGUUGGCCACGCUCCAGCAAUUCCACGAGGAGAUUGUGGAGGAGGCAGCUCAGUCGCAGCAAGAGCACGACAACAUGCUCCGAAAGGUGGAGCAGCGCAAGAUCCAGGCCGCGCUGAAGCAGGCCGUAGAGCCGGACUUCAUGUGUCCCAUCCUCCACGAGCGCAUGAAGGUCCCGGUCUUGGCCGCUGAUGGCUUUACCUACGAACGGCAGGCCAUUGAGAAGUGGCUCUCCAUGCACAACACGUCGCCGAUGACGGGAGCCGUCUUGGCACACAGGUAUCUCACCGAGAACUUCGCGCUUCGCCACCUCAUCGAGACUUACGAAGCACAACUGUCAGAGAAGAGGACGACGGAGGGUCGUCGAGCAGGCGUUUCCAAGACCUGCAUCUCUCCACCACUGUCCGAGCUCAGCGAUGAGGCCGAUUCGUACAUGGAAGAAGAGUGGAGCAACGAGGCCCCAUCACGGCGCAUGGUUCGCAUGGAAGAGGACAUGCCGAUCCUGAGCCACCAAGUGGACGAUGGCUGA
Messenger RNA from Symbiodinium sp. CCMP2456, 954 nucleotides. The record is from the annotation of a GenBank genome assembly. NCBI's taxonomy places the organism in Eukaryota, Dinophyceae, Suessiales, Symbiodiniaceae.